Messenger RNA from Besnoitia besnoiti, 1563 nucleotides. Its product is annotated as IMP dehydrogenase. Gene Ontology annotation, cellular component: cytoplasm. The transcript is spliced from 10 exons. Gene Ontology annotation, molecular function: IMP dehydrogenase activity. Gene Ontology annotation, biological process: GTP biosynthetic process. NCBI's taxonomy places the organism in Eukaryota, Apicomplexa, Conoidasida, Eucoccidiorida, Sarcocystidae. The record is from RefSeq and is a predicted model, not a curated record. The coding region runs from base 1 to 1563 and encodes 520 amino acids.
AUGGCGGACGGCUGGGACGCCGAGAAAGUCUUCAACUCUACUAUCUUCGGGUUCACCUACGAUGACCUGAUUCUCAUGCCUGGGCACAUCAGCUUCGGCAUUGAGGCCGUCGACCUGACUGCGCGCCUUACGAAGAAUCUGCAGCUGCGCACUCCGAUCGUCUCCUCGCCCAUGGACACGGUCACGGAGCACCGCAUGGCUAUCGGCUGCGCGCUUAUGGGGGGCAUUGGCGUGAUUCACAACAACAUGGACGUGCAGCGCCAGAUGCAAGAGGUGCAGAAAGUGAAGCGCUACGAAAACGGCUUCAUUCUCGACCCCUUCGUGCUGCGCGCAACCGACACAGUCGCGGACGUCGACCGCAUCAAGGAGCGCUACGGCUACAGCUCUGUGCCGAUUACGGACACAGGCAUGCUCGGCGGGCGGCUGCAGGGCAUCGUGACGAGCCGCGACAUUGACUUCAUCACAGAUCGCAACACGCCGCUUUCUGAGGUGAUGACCUCGGAUCUGAUAGUUGGCUACGAGCCCGUCUCUCUGUCGGAUGCGAACGAGAUUCUGCGCGAGUCCAAGAAGGGCAAACUCCCCAUAGUGAACGACCGCAACGAGCUCAUCGCCCUUAUCUCGAGAAACGACUUGAAGAAAAACCGAGAGUACCCCCUCGCCUCCAAGGACGCCAACAAACAGCUGCUUGUCGGUGCCGCCAUCUCGACCAAGCCGCAGGACCUGGAGCGCGCGCGUGCCCUGCAGGAAGCCGGAACGGACGUGCUUGUCAUCGACAGCAGCCAGGGCGACUCUGUCUACCAAAUCGACUUCGUCAAGCGUCUGAAGGCCGCAUACCCGAAGCUGCAGAUCAUUGGCGGCAACGUGGUCACCGCGCGCCAGGCGAAGAGCCUGAUUGACGCUGGCGUCGACGGCCUCCGCAUCGGUAUGGGAAGCGGCUCCAUCUGCACGACUCAGGUUGUGUGCGCCGUGGGGCGGGCGCAGGCGACUGCCGUUUACCACGUCUGCAAGUACGCGCGCGAAGUCGCCGACGUCCCGUGCAUUGCGGACGGCGGCAUUCAGAACUCGGGUCACGUCAUGAAGGCCCUGGCGCUCGGCGCGAACACAGUGAUGAUGGGUUCGAUGCUUGCUGGCACGGAGGAGGCACCGGGUGAGUACUACUUCCACAAGGGCGUCCGCGUGAAGACCUACCGCGGCAUGGGCAGCUUGGAUGCCAUGCAUGCGCGCACGUUGAUCUCGCCUUCGGCGCCGGUGAAGGGCGGCUUCAUCUCGCCCAAGAUCGCGAGCCAGGGCUCCGCUUCGCGGUACUUCGCUGAAAACCAGACGAUCAAGGUAGCCCAGGGGGUCAGCGGAUGCGUCGUUGACAAAGGUAGCGUCAUGCAGCUCAUUCCCUACGUCAUCCAGGGCGUCAAGCACGGCAUGCAGGACGCCGGCGUCCGCACCCUCAAAGACAUGCAUCUGCAGCUUGCCUCUGGCAACCUCCGAUUCGACGUCAGGUCCGGCGCGGCGCAGCGCGAGGGAGAGGUUCACGAUCUGCACAGUUUCGAACGGAAACUCUACGCGUAG